Messenger RNA from Dovyalis caffra, 990 nucleotides. The record is from the annotation of a GenBank genome assembly. Lineage: Eukaryota; Viridiplantae; Streptophyta; Magnoliopsida; Malpighiales; Salicaceae.
AUGGAACAAAUUUCCCUGAUUCACCAGAGCCCAUCUAUGGAACUCAAUUCUUGCCUAGGAAGUUCAAAGUUGCAGUCACUGUGCCAACAGAUAACUCUGGAUCUUCUCACAAAUGAUGUUGGUGUGGUUGUGGUUACUGAUGCUGAUGGGGAACCUCAGGGGUUUAACAUAUAUGUUGGUGGUGGUAUGGGAAGAACUCAUAGGCUAGAGACCACUUUUCCUCGGUUGGCAGAACCAUUGGGUUAUGUACCAAAGGAGGACAUUUUAUAUGCAGGUGAUGGUGGCUUGUUUUGUGGGCUCCAUGUUGAUAGUGGUCGUAACAUCAUCUUGUGUGUUAUUCGCAAAGCAUGGAAGCGCCCCAUUACGACAGCUCUUGCACAGGCUGGUUUAUUGCAACCCAAGUAUGUAGACCCCCUCAAUUUGACUGCAAUGGCAUGUCCAGCUUUACCACUUUGCCCAUUGGCAAUAACUGAAGCCGAACGGGGAAUUCCCGACAUCCUCAAAUGUGUUAGAGCUGUAUUCGAGAAGGUUGGUCUGAAAUACAAUGAAUCUGUGGUAAUAAUGGCAACUGGCUGUCCCAAUGGCUAUGCCAGACCUUACAUGGCUGAACUUGGAUUUGUUGGUGAUGGUCCUAAUAGCUACCAGCUUUGGCUUGGGGGAACACCCAAUCAAACUUCAUUAGCCAGAACCUUCAUGAAUAAGGUUAAAAUUCAUGACCUUGAAACGGUUUUGGAACCUCUCUUUUAUUCUUGGAAAAGGAAAAGACAAUCCAAAGAAUCAUUUGGCGACUUCACAAAUCGCGUGUGGGUUGAGAAAUGGGAUGGUGUGGUGGCUACACGGCCUACAUACAACCUGAUACUUUUUACUGAUAAGGAUACAUAUGAAAAAAUGGAUGAACUUGCAAAAUUGCAGAAUAAGACUGCCCAUCAGUUGGCCAUGGAAGUUAUUCGCAAUUAUGCUGCUGCCCGGCAAAACGGGAAAGGAGAAUGA